Messenger RNA from Strongylocentrotus purpuratus (purple sea urchin), 750 nucleotides. Its product is annotated as SCO-spondin-like. Bases 79 to 750 code for a protein of 223 amino acids. The record is from RefSeq and is a predicted model, not a curated record. Lineage: Eukaryota; Metazoa; Echinodermata; Echinoidea; Camarodonta; Strongylocentrotidae. The transcript is spliced from 3 exons.
AAUCGUCUAAAUUUUUUGGAUAAACGACGUUUGCUUUUUGUGAUUUUUACAGUACUUCUCUGCAAGUCACUGGGUGGUAUGGGACCAUGGCAGCCAUGGUCUCUAUGCAGUGCAUCGUGUGGAGAGGGAGAACAGACCCGGAGGCGAGAUUGCUUAAUUCCUUCUCUCCAGAGCGAGAGAAGGAUACAAACGAUGCAUUCAAACGUCUUUGGUUGCAGAGGUAACAAGAGUAUGAUAACCAGACGGCCUUGUAAACUGGUACCAUGUUCAUACUUUAAAACCGAAUUAGACCCUUCAUCGAUACCAGCCUUCUCGUACGCAUUGACGGAUCCAGCAGAAAUCCUACAUCAAUACCGUGAUGAAGACAACUCAGCAGCGGCCGUCGACGCAUACGGAUACAUCGCAUACGAUAACGAUUCGACGUCGAAGACCACGACGGAUGAUGACGGUUGUUCUGUGUUCAACCAGUCACUCGCAUGCAGAAAUUCUAGCAGUAAUCACGUCAGGUUAAGAAGAGCAAUACGUAUAGCAAUGGGCGAAAUGAUUUACUCAAACUGGACGCCAUGGGCGAGGUGCUCGUGCACCACUUCAAUGCACACCCGAUAUCGGUUUUGCAUAGUAGGCAUGCGAAGGUGUAUACGAGCCAAGGGUCUGUUUCCGACCGAAGAGACAGAACCGUGUCAAUGCGGAGAUACACGUGGGUCACAGAGGGGUAAGAAAAACCACCUCCGAUCUCGGAGUAAGACCUAA